Botrytis byssoidea is the source of this 1689-nucleotide messenger RNA. RefSeq lists its product as uncharacterized. Gene Ontology annotation, molecular function: transmembrane transporter activity. The record is from RefSeq and is a predicted model, not a curated record. Bases 1 to 1689 code for a protein of 562 amino acids. Lineage: Eukaryota; Fungi; Ascomycota; Leotiomycetes; Helotiales; Sclerotiniaceae. Gene Ontology annotation, biological process: transmembrane transport. The transcript has a single exon.
AUGGAAAAUGCCGUACCCCCCCUCACCACACAGCGUACCAGCGAGGAGCAAGCCAGCUUCUUACUCCCAGCACAACAAGAUGAGCAGCUAGCAGCUGCCUCCUGGGCUACAAUGCCGCAGAAGAUACAAUUGGCACUCUUAACUCUAGCACGGCUCGUUGAGGCUCUCGCUGGCGGGAGUCGACAAAGCUUCAUCAUCUUCCAGCUGCGAUUAUUUAUGCAAGCCGAUGGCUUGACGCCGAGUACAGCCACCAUAGCCCUGCAGCUCUCGCUGUUGCGCUCAGUCAGCGCUAUCCCUGAGUUCUUCGUCUCAACGGUGUGGGGAGUCUUGGCCGACCACCCACGUGUCGGACACAAGAAAGUCAUUAUCCUGUGCCUUUUGAUAUCCGGUAUCAGCAGCAUUGGGAUGGCAUUUACGCGAAGCUUUGCUGGCGCAAUGGUAUGGCAGCUGUUCGGCGGCCUGUCCACGGGUAAGAAGGCCGUCUUGCGGAGCAAAAUUCGAGGGAUAAGCGGCGCGAAAUUUGAGUCACGAGGCGUGCUGCUCCUGCCGGCAGCUUUCAACGCAGGAUCCAUCCUCGGGCCGCUGCUUGGUGGAUUUCUUUCCGAGGUGUCCAUGGGCGGAUAUUGGCCAUUUAUGUUGCCAUAUGCCAUGAAUGCCUUGAUGAAGCUGUGUGCUGCGGCUAUGAUCGCUCUUUGGCUCGACGGGUCGCGCCCUGCUGACAAUAGAAAAAAUAAGAAAGAUGCGCGUAUAUCUCUCGUGCCAAAGUGGUUAAAGCAGCUCUUUAGAAAGUACCUACAACGGCAACCUCAAUACGAGCGGCUGCCCGGUCAAGAGUAUGAGAUGGAUGACAGCGAGGGCCAGCGAUUGGUAUCCAAAAGCAGGGAGACGCAGCAAACUGUUAGCAUAUGGACGCUGCGCUUGCUCCUGACCCUGGCGACACGAGUGCUGGUGACGAUACACAUCUUUUCUUAUCCAUCUCUCUUGUCGAUAUUUGUCUCCACACCUCGCUAUAAGCCAGAGGAUGAGAAUAGCAAUGCGGCAGCGUUUGAGAGGGCUCAUCCCGGCGCUGGGAAUUCUUCAUCAUUUGUCCAAGUCCCACAAGGCUAUCAUACACACCUACCCUUCGUUUUUACUGGCGGUCUCUCUUUUAAUUCACGUGAUCUUGCCACAGUACUUGCGAUUCGUGGUUUUGUAAGCUGUUUGUUACAGCUGAUGUUGUUCCCACGUCUCUGUAAAGUUUUUGGCAGGCUGCCACUGUAUCGAUACUCAUUACUCAUUUUUCCCGUCACUUACUUUCUCACACCGUACCUGGCGAUUAUCAGAUCCUCAACACCAGCCCCACUACCUGCAGCGGGAAUUCCUCUCUGGGCUAUGCUGCUGUCCAUCCUGGCGAUCCAGGCAACGGCGCGCUCUAUGGCACUGCCGGCCGGUGCGAUGCUACUCAAUGCCGCAUGCCCGGAUCUUUCUGUAUUAGGCACGAUCAACGGCAUCGGAGCCAGUGUUGGUGCGGGGGCUCGUGGCCUUGGGCAUUUGGUUAUGACGGGCUGGUUGUACGGCGCCGGAUUGAACUCUGGUAUUGUUGGGACAGCAUGGUGGGGGAUGUCAGCCAUCGCGACCAUAGCAGCGAUUGUGGCAGCUUAUGUAUCAGAAUCACCAUCAGCGGAUAAGUCGUUGGCCGAUGAAGAUUAA